Messenger RNA from Olea europaea var. sylvestris, 1420 nucleotides. RefSeq names its product lysine-specific demethylase PHF2-like. Bases 516 to 1280 code for a protein of 254 amino acids. The transcript is spliced from 4 exons. NCBI's taxonomy places the organism in Eukaryota, Viridiplantae, Streptophyta, Magnoliopsida, Lamiales, Oleaceae. The record is from RefSeq and is a predicted model, not a curated record.
CUCUAUUAUGUCGCCUUGUGGAAUAUGGUGGACACGUUGUACAUAGCGGCGCUGUCCGAGCAACGUCGGACUAUCCAACAAACGUUUUUAUGUCUAUUUGUUUUCUUCGAUUAAUCAGGAAGCUCAAAAUUCGGUGUAAUUUGGGAAUAAAACCUUUCUAGAAACUCUUGAAGCCUAUCUAUACCCUUCUAGCCGAUGAUCUCUCUACCCUCAGAUUCUGGGUUUUCUUCUUAUUUCUACUAUAAUAUUGGAUUAUCGUAUUAUUUGUUUGAAUUUGUGAGGGUUUACUAGGUCAAAUUUGAGAUUUGUGGGUCUAUUGUUCUGGUCAAUGAAAAGGAUUUCUUGAAUCUAAGAAACGAAAGUUGAAUCCUUUAGUUUGAUUUUAGCUUUGCAAUGUUUUAUAAAUUGAUUUGAGCUGAUAUUGAUCAUCUGCAAUAUCAAUAUAUUGUAGAAAUUAAGGAAUCGAAGAUCGGGGAGAUUGGAUAAUUUAGCAAGAGAUUUAUAUUGUAUAGGAUAUGGGUUAUAAUAACUGGAAAGAAAAGGGAAUAAUUGGUGAUAUUGAGAGCGGUGGGACAAGUAGUGAAGAUGAUACCGGAAGUGAUUCUGUAUUGGGCAAGAAACAGGCGAAAGAAUUGUUGAAGAAGAUAGGUACUAGUAGUGUAUUGGGUUUUAAUGGAUCGUCUGAGGUUGAGCCUAGCCCUAAAUCAAAGGGUAUUUUGGGAGAAAGGAGUGAGGAGUCGCGUGAAAGUGUAAGGUUGAUGAUAGAAGAAAAGAAUCCCGUUGGACUGCAAAAUCAAAAUCUUAUGCCAGUUGUGGAGAAGAAACGUGAAAAAGAGCGAUCAAAGAUUGGAAAAUAUAAAAAGGCUCCCAAGCCGCCACGGCCUCCUAAAGGUCCAACCUUGGAUGCUGUUGAUAUGAAGCUGGUGAAAGAGAUUUCUGUGCUUGCCACAAAGAAGCGUGAAAGAAUUGAACGGAUGAAAGCAUUGAAGAAGAUGAAAGCAGCCAAAUCAUCGUCAUCAUCACCAUCAUCUUGCAGCACCUUUCCGGCCAUGAUCAUCACAAUUCUCUUUUGUCUUGUGAUAAUCUUCCAAGGACUUGGUUCAAGAAAUAGUUCGCCUGUAAUAUUCCCUGGGGCUCCCGAGCCAGCAAUGAUGAACAAAGGCUUGAUUUCUGUCGAAUUUUACAGGAAUGGUUUGUCAAAUGAUGACAGAGUGCCAAAUUCGUAUUCUCCCGUUUCUGCAGGACAGCUCUCUGGUUUAGAAUUCAGAUCCCAGGAAUAGAGUUAGCUUCACAUUUUGUCAUCAUAGCAGUGAGAUGUAUAUAUAAAGAUUAAGGAACAUGGGAUUGAAGUAUUUAGAGUUCAUUUGUACAAUCAUUAAUUUAUUAAUUUUAUUUGCAGUCCUUCCCUUUACAAAAUUCA